AUGGCGUCCCCUCUCAACCUCGACAACCUCAACUAUGUGCAGCUGGUACCUUACAAUGGCUCCGGUCCCACGGGGGGCGACUCUCUGACGGAGAAUCUGAACAUUUGGUACGAGACUGGCGACGUAGGCUGGAUGAUCACGGCCACAGCGUUAGUAUUGCUGAUGGUUCCCGGUGUCGGUUUCUUCUACUCAGGAUUAGCAAGGAGGAAAUCGGCCCUGUCUCUCAUCUGGCUCUCGGUCAUGUCGGCAGCCGUCACCAGCUUCCAAUGGUUCUUCUGGGGCUAUUCUCUGACAUUUUCACACACCGCUGGCGCCUUCAUUGGCGAUCUUUCGAAUUUCGGCUUCAGGGACGUCCUCGCCCGUCCGUCCGUUGGCUCUGACCGCCUUCCCGAUCUUCUUUUCGCUGUCUACCAGGGCAUGUUCUCCUGCAUCACAGUCGCUCUCGCCACAGGUGCUGUGGCUGAGCGUGGACGCAUGCUGCCCUGCGUAAUCUUCAUGUUCAUCUGGGCCACCGUCAUCUACGACCCGAUCGCUUGUUGGACAUGGAACACCAGUGGCUGGUCCAACAAGAUGGGCGGUCUCGAUUUUGCGGGAGGAACGCCAGUGCACAUCGCCUCCGGCACCGCUGCUCUAGCAUACUCGAUGAUGCUGGGCAAGCGUCGUGGCCACGGCACGCACGAGCUCAACUACCGACCACACAACGUGACACAUAUUGUCAUCGGCACCGUCUUCCUUUGGGUCGGUUGGUUCGGUUUCAACGCCGGUUCGGCUUUGUCUGCCAAUAUGCGUGCUGUUAUCGCCGCUGUUGUCACUAACUUGGCAGCCUGCGUUGGCGGUAUAACUUGGUGCGUGUUGGACUACAGACUAGAGCGCAAGUGGUCCACCGUCGGCUUCUGUUCUGGGGUUGUUGCUGGCCUGGUCUCCAUCACACCUGGUUCUGGAUACGUCCCCGUUUGGGCUGCCGUACCUUUCGGCAUUCUUGGGGCUGCGUUUGCCAACUACGCCACAAAGCUCAAGUUCAUCCUCAGAAUCGACGACGCCCUUGACAUCUUCGCCGUCCACGGAAUCGGCGGUCUCGUUGGCAAUAUCUGCACUGCUUUUUUUGCCGCCAACUACAUUGCUCGCCUUGAUGGUGUUACCGAGAUUGACGGCGGCUGGAUUAACCACAACUGGAUCCAGCUUGGGUACCAGCUUGCCGAUUCGUUCAGCGGCGGUGCGUACUCGUUUUUUGGCACCUGUAUCAUCCUCUUCGUUAUGAACAUGAUCCCUGGUCUCCGCCUACGUGCCACCGAGGAGGCUGAGAUCCUUGGUAUUGAUGACGCCGAGAUCGGCGAGUUUGCCUACGACUAUGUGGAACUCACUAGAGAGGUGCUCAACGACAUGGAUAACGAGGCGGCCAGCCGGUAUUCGAAUGACAUAGGCUCAUUCCAGCCUAUAGAGAAGAACAACAGUAUUCCCUUGAUGGAUGCCCGCAACUUUGCUGGAUCAUCACAAUACCAACCACAGUUCGGUCACGCUCAGUGA
Messenger RNA from Colletotrichum graminicola M1.001, 1524 nucleotides. Its product is annotated as ammonium transporter. Bases 1 to 1524 code for a protein of 507 amino acids. Gene Ontology annotation, molecular function: ammonium channel activity. Gene Ontology annotation, cellular component: plasma membrane. Gene Ontology annotation, biological process: ammonium transmembrane transport. The record is from RefSeq and is a predicted model, not a curated record. The transcript is spliced from 4 exons. Lineage: Eukaryota; Fungi; Ascomycota; Sordariomycetes; Glomerellales; Glomerellaceae.